GCUGUCAGUCCCCUCACCGCGUCUGGCGGAUCUCUCGGGCUCUCAGUGCGGAGCCAUCAGAAAACCCCCACAAACCCUGAUCUGUUCUGAAACUUGAUCUUAGGCUGCUUUUGUUAUUGUGGUCCUGUAGGUGAUCCGGGGCAGAUGAAGCCUGUGUUUGAGCGGCACGCGUUUGGGCUGAACCCCUGACUGCGGACAGCAGCCGAGCGAUCUCUAAUGAUGCAGAGUGAAGACCGCAAGAGAAAGAAACACAGUUUGAACCCCAGAAGCGUGUCAGACGAGUGCAGUCUGCGUGAGCGACCGAAAGACGAAGCCACAAAGAUGAAGAAUAAAGUUUCUACUUCACAAGCGGUGAGCGGUAAGAAGAAGCCGUGGUCCUGGGAUCAGUAUCUGGAGGACGAGCGAUCUCAAGCCGCUCCUCUGCAGCUCUUCACUGAGUUCCAGGCGUUUCCCGACAGCAGGAAUGGCUUUAAGGUGGGGAUGCGGCUGGAAGGCAUCGACCCGCUGCAUCCGUCCAUGUUCUGUGUGCUGUCUGUGGCCGAGGUGAUUGGCUUCCGUCUGCGGCUGCAUAUCGAUGGUUACUCCGAGUGCUAUGACUUCUGGGUAAACGCAGACGCUCCUGACAUCAAACCAGCAGGAUGGUGCGAGUCGACGGGACACAAACUCCAUCCGCCCAAAGGUUACAAACAGAACGAGUUUAACUGGGAGAAAUAUCUGGAGGCCUGUAACGCUCAAGCAGCACCAGAGACCCUCUUCAGAGCCAGCGAGUCGAGCGGCUCGGUGUUUGAGGUGGGCAUGAAGCUGGAGGCGGUGGAUCGUAAGAACCCGUGUCUGGUGUGUGUGGCCUCCGUAGCCGACAUCGUGGACCAGCGCUUCCUGGUGCACUUCGACAACUGGGACGACACCUACGACUACUGGUGUGACGCCAGCAGCCCCUACAUUCACCCGGUGGGCUGGUGUCAGGAUCACGGCCGGCCGCUCACAGCUCCUCAGGGACACCCGAACCCAGAGCACUUCGUCUGGGAGGAAUAUAUGGAGGACGCAGGUGCGUCUGUGGCUCCCAGUCAAGCCUUCAGUGUGAGAUCGCCACACGGCUUCCAGACGCGCAUGAAGCUGGAGGCGGUGGACAGACGGAACCCCAUGCUGAUCCGCGUGGCCACCGUCGCCGACACCGAAGACCACAGAGUCAAAGUGCAUUUUGACGGCUGGCAUGAGAAGUUUGAUUUCUGGGUGGAUUCAGACCUGCCGGAUCUUCAUCCCAUGGGCUGGUGCUCCAGGACGGGUCACCCGCUCGAACCUCCGCUCCCUCACGUAGGGCUGUCAGACAUGAAGAGCUCCGUGACGCAGGGUGUGUGUCCAACCCCGGGCUGCAGGGGCAUCGGCCACAUCAAAGGAGCAAAAUACACCGGACACCACAGUGCCUUCGGUUGCCCGUAUUCUGACAUGAACAUGAAGAAAGAGGUGGUGCUUCCCGACCGGCUCGGAGGAGAGAAGCAGAUCACCUUCAUCCCUGUGACCAAACGCUUGUGUCCAGACGAGGAGGAGGAGGAGGAGGAAGAUGGGAGCGAGGAGAUCAGCCAUGUGGACAACAGGGAGAUGAUGGCGGCGUGUGACGGAGCUCCUCGUCUGCGCGGUCGGCCUGCGAUGAUGAAGAAAGAGCUCAAAGACGAGCCGCUGACGGCGUCGCUCCUCGGGAAGAGAGCUCAUUUACCCAGCAGGUGAUCCUCGCAUAAAGCUGAAUAAAUAAUC
Sinocyclocheilus rhinocerous is the source of this 1749-nucleotide messenger RNA. Its product is annotated as lethal(3)malignant brain tumor-like protein 4. Lineage: Eukaryota; Metazoa; Chordata; Actinopteri; Cypriniformes; Cyprinidae. The record is from RefSeq and is a predicted model, not a curated record. The transcript has 17 exons. Gene Ontology annotation, biological process: negative regulation of DNA-templated transcription. The coding region runs from base 217 to 1722 and encodes 501 amino acids. Gene Ontology annotation, molecular function: chromatin binding; zinc ion binding; histone binding. Gene Ontology annotation, cellular component: nucleus.